CGGAGCCUGCGACCGUGGUGUCCCCGGCCAGCGCACGGGGCUCGGGGUCAGCCGGGAGUGCUGCUUUGUGCUGGGUGGGCCGCGGCGCUUUUGGUAUAAGUUAGCUGUUCUUGCAGAUGGCCGAGGGGUGUUUAGGCGGUGCUGCUGUUCUCUCGCAGGUAUGCUCUACGCGUAUGCUGUCGUGUGUGCUAACUGCGUUUUCUUCCUGUGCCAGCUGCACGCAGUAUCACGCAGAAGCAAUCCACAUCGUACUGAUUGUAAGCAGUUGUUGAAAGAGUAAGAUGGAGGAAAAAGAGAAGAAGAAGCAUCGUGCAAAGCAUAGUGGGCCAAAGGCAGAAAAGAAAAGGAAACGUUACCUCAAUGACCUAGGGCUAGGAGAUGAGGAGAAUGCACGGAAGAGAAACCCCAAAGCCUUUACGGUCCAGUCUGCCGUGCGGAUGGCCAGAACUUUCCAUAGAACUCAGGAUUUGAAGACUAAAAAACAUCACAUUCCUGUGGUUGACCGUACUCCUUUGGAGCCACCUCCUGUGGUGGUGGUUGUAGUUGGCCCUCCCAAGGUUGGGAAGAGCACCGUAAUAAAAUGCCUCAUUAAGAACUUCACAAGGCAAAAACUGGUUGAAAUCCGGGGUCCUGUUACAAUUGUUUCAGGUAAAAAACGCAGGCUAACUAUUAUUGAAUGUGGAUGUGACAUUAACACAAUGAUUGACCUGGCUAAAGUUGCUGAUUUGGUUCUAAUGCUUAUUGAUGCCAGCUUUGGAUUUGAGAUGGAAACAUUUGAAUUCCUGAACAUUUGUCAGGUACAUGGCUUUCCCAAAAUUAUGGGAGUUCUUACCCACCUGGAUACAUUCAAGAACAACAAACAAUUAAAGAAGACUAAAAAGAAGUUAAAGCACAGAUUCUGGACUGAAGUGUAUCCGGGUGCUAAGCUGUUUUAUCUGUCUGGGAUGGUUCAUGGAGAAUAUCAAAAGCAGGAAAUUCACAAUCUGGGGCGUUUUAUCUCAGUUAUGAAAUUUCGACCUCUUACUUGGCAAACGUCUCACCCCUACGUUCUCGCAGACAGAAUGGAAGAGUUGACAAACCCAGAAGAUGUUCGAAUCAAUCCCAAAUGUGAUAGGAAGAUAUCACUUUAUGGAUACUUGAGGGGAGCACACCUGAAAAACAAAAGUCAAAUUCAUAUGCCAGGUGUAGGAGACUUUACUGUGAGUGAUGUGAGUUUCCUACCAGACCCCUGUGCUCUACCUGAACAGCAGAAGAAACGUUCUUUAAAUGAGAAAGAGAAACUAGUCUAUGCCCCUUUUUCAGGAGUUGGGGGCAUUGUGUAUGAUAAAGAUGCUGUUUAUAUUGACCUUGGUGGAAGCCAUGCUCAUGAAAAAGAAGAGGAGGAUUUGAGACCAAAUCACGAACUAGUUCAGAGCCUCAUCUCCACACAUUCAGCCAUUGAUGUUAAGAUGGCGUCAAGCAAGGUCUCUCUCUUCAUGGACUCUAGACCCUUAGGUUCAGAAGAUGUAGGACACGAGUUUGUGAUGCCAAAAGAAGAGAGACAGAUUGAUUUGAAGUCUGGAAGAGUACGUCGGAAAGCAUUAUUUGGAGAUGAAGAGAAAGAAAAUAAUGAUGCAGUAAGUGAUGAGGAAGAUGAUGAUGAAGAACAACCAGUGUCUGAGGAUGGAAGUGAUGGUGAUGAAGACGAUGACUCUGAGGAAGAAAGUGACAGAGAGCUAUUAGGGGAAGAGAUAGCUCUUGGGAGAGCCAAACGUCUGAAAACAGAGGUGGCUAAAGAAGAAGCUGUGAAUGAACUGCCAGCAUUUGCAGACAGUGAUGAUGAUCUCGAGAUGAGUUCUGAAGAAGAAGGAAAAAUGGCCCUUGAAGAGAAUGAGAUGGAGGAAGAUGAGGAGGAGGAGGAGGAGGAAAGGACUUAUGAAAAUGAAAGCUCAGAUAGUGAAUUUGAGGCUACAGGCAAAAGAGUAGCUGAAUCUAAGCGGUAUGAAAUAAAUAGUAAAGAUACAGAAAUGAGAUCACAAACCUCAGAUCACGGUCUGAAAAGAAAAGCAGUGCUCAUUACAGAUUCAGGAAACUGCACAGCAGAAGAGGCAUCAGAAUCUGAGGUUGAAAACUCUUCCCUUGAAGAGGGUGAUGAUGUAGAAGGAUCACAUGAUGAAUUAGAAGUUGAAGAGUCAAAUAGCAAAGGAUUUGGGCACGCUCAAGCAAAGAAAUCUGGCAGUAUUAGACAGGCUGAACUUAAAGCUGUAGAAGCUGAGGAUGAUGAUGUGGAGAAUCUACUGAGAGAGGAAGAGGAAUAUGAAGAAAAAAUAGAUUUUUCUGCUGACACAACAGGUGCACUUAAGUGGAAAGAGGACCUUACACAGAAGGCAGCUGAGGCCUUUCUAAGACAGCAACGUUCAACCCCUAAUCUUCGUAAACUCGUAUAUGGAACAGCUGUUGAGGACGAGGACCAUGAGAGUGAGGAUGCAGGUGAUGAACUUGGAGGUUUGUUUCGUGUCAGCCGUCCAGACAAAGCAUCCAAACAGAAGGCUAAUGCUCUUGACUGCUCCAAAUUUCUGAUAGAGAAGCCGCAAGAUUGGAAUUUAGAAGAGGUUAUGAGCAGUAUUCGAGACUGCUUUGUUACUGGAAAGUGGGAAGAUGAUAAAGAUGCAGCAAAGUUGUUGGAGGAAGAUGAAGAACUAUAUGGAGAUUUUGAAGAUCUUGAAACUGGUGUUGUGCACAAAGGAAAGCCUACUUCUGAAGAUGAGUCUUCAAGUGAAGAAGAGGACGAAGAUGGAAAAAUGUCCAAACCACAACCUGAGGAGGAGGAAAAGAAAAAGGAGCGCAUGGACAAGAAACGGAAACUGAAAGAAAUGUUUGAUGCAGAAUAUGAUGAAGGGGAUACCACGUACUUUGAUGAUCUUAAAGAAGAAAUGCAUAGACAAGCACAGCUUAAUCGAGCGGAAUUUGAAGAUCAAGAUGAUGAGACCAGGGUGCAGUAUGAGGGCUUCCGGCCUGGGAUGUAUGUUCGAAUAGAGAUUGAGAAUGUCCCAUGCGAAUUUGUCCUGAAUUUUGACCCUCAUUAUCCUAUUAUCCUUGGUGGCUUAGGCAACAGUGAAGGAAAUGUCGGAUAUGUACAGUUGCGCCUGAAGAAGCACCGAUGGUAUAAGAAGAUACUUAAGACACGUGAUCCUUUAAUCCUCUCAUUAGGAUGGAGGCGAUUUCAGACUAUCCCCAUGUUCUACAUUGAAGAUCACAAUGGACGUCACAGGCUUCUGAAGUACACACCACAACAUAUGCAUUGUGGAGCAACUUUUUGGGGGCCCAUCACUCCUCAGGGGACAGGAUUUUUGGCAGUUCAAUCUGUCAGUGGCACAACGCCUGAUUUCCGGAUUGCUGCGACAGGAGUUGUGCUCGAUUUAGAUAAAUCCAUAACUAUUGUUAAGAAAUUAAAGCUAACCGGUUUUCCAUUCAAAAUUUUUAAGAACACUUCUUUUAUUAAGGGAAUGUUUAACUCUCAGUUGGAAGUGGCUAAAUUUGAAGGUGCAGCGAUUCGUACUGUGAGUGGUAUCCGAGGACAGAUCAAAAAGGCCCUCCGAACACCAGUAGGUGCUUUCAGAGCAACAUUUGAAGACAAGUUGCUGAUGAGUGAUAUUGUCUUUGUGAGGACUUGGUAUCCUGUUUCUAUCCCAAUGUUUUAUAACCCUGUAACAUCCCUGCUGAAGCCAGCUGGUGAGAAGGAUAGUUGGAGUGGAAUGAAGACAACAGGCCAGCUGAGGCAUGAGCGAGGCAUCAAACUGAAACAAAACAAAGAUUCUCUCUAUAAGCCUAUUGUGAGAGAGAAAAGGCAUUUCAAUAAGCUCCACAUUCCUAAAGCACUGCAAAAGGCACUGCCUUUUAAGAACAAGCCGAAGAAUUUUGAGAAGAAAGGCAAGACUCCAAAAGACCAGUGGAGACCAGCUGUUAUCAGGGAGCCUCAUGAAAAGAAGAUAUCAGCCCUACUCAGUGCUUUGAGUACAGUGAAUAAUUACAAGAUAAAGAAAGCCAAAGUAAAACAUCGGGAACAGCUUAAAGAAUAUCUUAAAGUUAAGCAGAAGGAGGAUGAACAGAAAUUCAAGAGGCAAAAGGAGGCUAAGAAAAAAAUCUAUCGCAUACUGGGACAAAGGGAGAAAAAGAGGCAGCAGUCAAGCUUGAAAGGAUCUAGCAAGGGAGAGAAGAAUAUGUAAAAAUCUCAUCAGAUUUUAGACCAAAUGAGGAAAUAGGGUAGCUGUGCAAUUUUCUUUUGAAGAAACAAAAAGGCCUUGGACUACAUUAGACGUGCUUUCAAGAGAAGAAAAAAAUGCAAAUAUAACCUUACUCAAGCUCUUGAAUAUGGCAAUGUAUAUAAAUAAGAAGUAUGGAUUGUGGAUUUUCUACAUGAUAUUCCAGAGGACUCUGUAUUUCAGUAUAUUUCUAUCCAUACUGCACAUUCUAUCUAGCCAAUAAAGUAUUUUAAUGUCAAUUAUGGAAUAUUGUUUGUAAGUUGUUUCGUCUUAGUACUAGUGGACUUCUGUUGGGAGAGAGAACUUCUCCGGAUGUCUCUUAAUGUCCUUCUGUGUUUGUAGUACUUUGAGCCAUUGCCUAAA
This is a messenger RNA of Egretta garzetta (little egret), 4604 nucleotides long. RefSeq names its product BMS1 ribosome biogenesis factor (gene BMS1). Gene Ontology annotation, molecular function: GTP binding; U3 snoRNA binding; GTPase activity. The coding region runs from base 282 to 4205 and encodes 1307 amino acids. Gene Ontology annotation, biological process: endonucleolytic cleavage of tricistronic rRNA transcript (SSU-rRNA, 5.8S rRNA, LSU-rRNA); maturation of SSU-rRNA from tricistronic rRNA transcript (SSU-rRNA, 5.8S rRNA, LSU-rRNA); ribosome biogenesis. Gene Ontology annotation, cellular component: nucleus; 90S preribosome. NCBI's taxonomy places the organism in Eukaryota, Metazoa, Chordata, Aves, Pelecaniformes, Ardeidae. The transcript is spliced from 22 exons. The record is from RefSeq and is a predicted model, not a curated record.